GAGGGCGUCGUGAGCUGCGGGCACACAGCUGGCCUGUCUGCGGGAGGAUGGCCAGUGUCUCCAAGGGACCUUCCUAGUGGUCAGUGAGGAGCAGCUGUUCCCUCCUCCUCCAUUUUCCUUUGCUGGGUUCUGGGACUGAAAUUCACCACCACUCCCCACACCCUGUGAGGUAAAAGUGGUAAGUGAGCUGUAGCCCUGGGUAAAUUCUGGAAGUGAUGAAAUUGAAAAAUUGGAACUUUAAAGUCAACCAUUAAAAUAGGGAAGCCAUUUUCCGCUUAGAUUUUCAAAGAGAAAAUCAGGAGGGAGAUAAACAGAAAUGCACAAAAUUUGGUGCCCCAGAGCUGCCUUUCUGCCGGAGAAUCAUGUCCCUUGUCCUGCUGAGCUGUGUCCUUCACAGAGAGGGUGUGACCUGGGGUUGGUACAGAAUAGAGAAGAAAAACAGGACAGAUAAGUAUUCAGGCCAAUAAAGACAGAGACUCCCUGAGCACGGAACUGGUCUGCGGUGAGUUGUCAGCUGCAAGAAGACUGUCGUUCUUUUUUCUUAGCAAACUCUCGCUUCUCUCAUCCAAGGCACCCUUGCCCUGCAUGGACAAUUCUGGCUGAGUCUUGAAACGUACACUCAUGGUUCAGGGGACCGUGGCUGAGCUGGGAUGACACCGAAUCCCCUUGACCAAACUUCGGUCUUAUCUGAGCCAUCUUUUUCAUGAGGCCUUGAACUUGUCACCCUCCUCCCUUGCAGAGCCCAAUUUUAGCCAGAAUCCUGCUUAGUCAGUUUCAGGAGUAUUCUCCCAUCCUUAAUAUCUGAUCACCCUUGAUGUCCAUUCAGAUUCCUCAUCUGUCACCUUCAGUGUGUAAGUCCUUGCCUUGUUCAGAAUCCCUGUUAAGUGGGUUUAUCAAGAAUCCUCUACACUUGAUUCUCCUCUUAGUGAUUUUCCAUUCACUGACCCCGAGGAACUUUGCUCCUUGGCUACAAAUCCUUAGCUAUCUUUGCUGUACUACAGAGUUGAGUCCAAUCUCUUUCCCCUGUUGGGAUGCCCUCGUUGCAAUAGCCUUGAAUAGUCUUUCUUAUCUUUUUAACAAGCGUCUGUGUAAUUUCUUUCUUUAAAAGCUUGGUACACCAAACAGGAGCCUGACUCCUAAACCACCUUGUUCGGGGUAGUCUGACGUUGUUUGGAGUAUAACCUGAUUUGGAAAUGACAAGUGACUGAGGUGAGUGCCUGCAGGACCAAGUGGCAUUGCCUCACGGUGGAAGCAGCUGAAAACCUUGUGAAGUGCUAACCUUUUGAGCCAAGGCCCUUGCCAAAGCAGCUCUAGUUCGAGGUUCCUCUAGGGAGGCGUCGAGCAGCCCCGGCCGCGUAGGAGGCGCUGUCAGACGCUCAUUGCCGCUCCGAGCUGCCGCUGGGAGAACUCUGGCCUCGGCUUGCUGGCGGGAGGGCCUGGUAGCAUCCUCCUCCUUCAGACCCUCACUCUCUGGAAGCUUCCUAGCCCCUGGGCAGCCUGCGGGGAGGGCGGCGGCAGCAGAUGGCUGGACACUGCACAAGCGGGGCGACCCGCUCCCCGAUAUUUCCAGGAGAGGCUGCUGCCCGCUGCCUGAUUUCUAAUUUCAAAAUCACGCGUUGUCCUGCAAAUGUUGUAUAUUGUCUAUUUUUGGUCAAAGAACCCCAUGAAUACAUAAAUAAAUAAUUGGUUACUUGCAGCAAUCGUGGGGGAGGGCACAGCGCCCUGCUGCUGCAGGCGACGAAAGGUGGCAGAGGCAGCGGGGCGCAGACCACGUGGAAGCUGAGCCACCGACUCCCACGGCCUGCGCCUUCCCCCAGAAGGACGCAGUGCACUGAUUGGCCCGGAAGGGUUCAGGAGCUGCCCACCCUUUGGGCUUGGGGCCAAAGGCCAAACCUCCCCCAACCCGCGGCCCGGGGCAACCAGUGCGCUCCUGGCCCCGCCGCCGCCACCUCGCCGAGGAGCCAGCCAUGAGCGCCACGGGCUCCUCCGCGCUGGCCCGCUUUUUCCUCCUAGCGCAGCUCCGGCCCGGGUGGCUCCGGGUCGCCGCGCUGGGACUGGCAGCUGUGGCCCUGGGGGCUGUCGCCUGGCGCCGCGCUUGGCCCAGGUGGCGGCGGGGGCGGCGGCUGCAGCAGGUGGGCACCGUGGCGCAGCUCUGGAUCUACCCGGUGAAAUCCUGCAAGGGGGUGACGGUGAGCGAGGCGGAGUGCACGGCCCUGGGGCUGCGCAGCGGCAACCUGCGAGACAGGUUUUGGCUUGUGAUCAACCAGGAGGGAAACAUGGUUACUGCCCGCCAGGAACCUCGCCUGGUCCUGAUUUCCCUGACCUGUGAAGGUGACACCCUGACUCUCAGUGCAGCCUACACAAAGGACCUGCUACUGCCAAUCAAAACGCCCACCACGAAUGCGGUGCACAAGUGCAGAGUACACAGCCUGGAGAUUGAGGGCAGGGACUGCGGUGAGGCCGCCGCCCAGUGGAUAACCAGCUUCCUGAAGUCACAGCCCUACCGCCUGGUGCACUUCGAGCCUCACAUGUGGCCGAGACAUCCUCACCAAACAGCAGACUUGUUCCGGCUCAAAGACCAGCAGAUUGUUUACUCUGACGCCAGUCCAUUCAUGAUCCUUUCCGAGGCGUCGCUGGCGGAUCUCAACUCCAGGCUAGAGAAGAAAGUUAAAGUAACCAACUUCAGGCCCAAUAUUGUAAUUUCAGGAUGCCACGUCUAUGCAGAGGAUUCUUGGGACGAGCUUCUUAUUGGUGAUGUGGAACUGAAAAGGGUGAUGGCUUGUUCCAGGUGCAUUUUAACCACAGUGGAUCCAGACACCGGUGUCAUGAGCAGGAAGGAGCCGCUGGAAACGCUGAAGAGUUAUCGCCAGUGUGAUCCUUCAGAACGAAAGUUAUAUGGAAAAUCACCACUCUUUGGGCAGUAUUUUGUUCUGGAAAACCCAGGGACCAUCAGAGUGGGAGACCCCGUGUACCUGCUGGGCCAGUAAUGGGAACCGUAUGUCCUGGAAUAUUAGACUCCUUUUUAAAGUGCCCUUAAAAAUGACAACACUUGAAGCAUGGUGUUUCAGAACUGAGACCUCAACAUUUUUUUUAAAUUCGUGAUUUCCACAUUUUUCUCUUUCGGACUUCUUGCAUCUCAAUGGCUUCAAUGUCCCAAUACACAAAGCAAAGGAUUAUAGUCUCAAUAACUUAGUAGGACUUCAGGGAGUCACUUAAGUGAUGAGAUAACAUUCUGAUUAUGUGAUUAUUUAACUGUGAUUAUGGAGUAGUUCUUUCUCCUGCGUCUCCAUUUAUCUACCAAGAAUGCAGACCUUCAUCCUGUCACUACCACUCGUUAGGGAAAGAGAGGAAGAGAAAGGGGAAGAGUGGGUGGGCCGGAAGAAUGUCCUAGAAUGUGUUUUUACCCCUGUGCAUGAGGUAUGCAAUGAAAAUUAGCUCCCCAGAUAUGGGUGGAAUGUCACUUCCCUCUUCUUCUCAAGCCCUGGGCUAGAUUUUGAGAUGGCAAUAAAGAACCGAGCUUCAGGAAGCACUGCAGAUACUGAUUUUCCACAGAUCCUGGAUCUGGCGCUGCUGCUCCUCAGACAGCCUCGGGUUUCCUAAAGGUGCUCAGGAGGGUGGCUGUGUAGUCACAAAGCCUCCUGGAUCCUUGCCGUUGCCCUCAGCUCAUGCCUGUGCUCCUUCUCCAGUUCAGGGUGAAAGCUCUGAAGUCUGCAGAGGAGAAGAACAGGGAUUUGGUGAUUUGAAAUAGACAAUUGAAGACCUCUAAAGUAAGAAAAGGAAAGCCUAUGUCAGUUUGUUUAAAACCCAGUGUCUAUUAUUUUAACUGAUUGUAUAACACUAAGAUCUGAUGAAGUGUGUCUUUUAUUGCCAUUUUGUCCUUUGAUUGUACUGGGAAGUUGACGAAACUUGAAAAAUGUUUUAAAAACUGUGAAUAAAUGGAAGCUACUUUG
Messenger RNA from Callithrix jacchus (white-tufted-ear marmoset), 3950 nucleotides. It is a transcript of the gene MTARC1, whose product is annotated as mitochondrial amidoxime reducing component 1. Gene Ontology annotation, biological process: nitrate metabolic process. NCBI's taxonomy places the organism in Eukaryota, Metazoa, Chordata, Mammalia, Primates, Cebidae. The record is from RefSeq and is a predicted model, not a curated record. Gene Ontology annotation, cellular component: mitochondrial inner membrane. Gene Ontology annotation, molecular function: molybdopterin cofactor binding; nitrate reductase activity; pyridoxal phosphate binding.